Messenger RNA from Taeniopygia guttata (zebra finch), 6965 nucleotides. The record is from RefSeq and is a predicted model, not a curated record. NCBI's taxonomy places the organism in Eukaryota, Metazoa, Chordata, Aves, Passeriformes, Estrildidae.
CUAAAGCAAGAAAGAGAGAAGAACUGAAGUGGAUGAAGAGAUUUCUUACUAUCCAAAUUCCUCCAAAACCUCAGAUUUGGAAAAAACAGGUAACAGGAAGGUUCUUCUACUGCUAAUGGGCAUGGAUAUUGAAAUUUUAACUUGACAGUACAUAUUUAGACAAAAAAAGUAAGGAUAAGUGAUGUCUUGUGGAAAAAAAUACACUCACAAAGUUUUAUAAAUUCAUAUUGGACCAAUAGGAAACAUGAACGAACUUCUUAACUGUCUCCUUUAGUAGUAGCUAUGGAAAACAGAAUAUCUCCAUUCCUUGAAUUACAGCAAACAUAUACAUUUUAUUAUUUUAUACUUAGACUAGGAAAGGAGUCAGAUGUCAGAGGUUUGCCCUUAGCUUCUGUCUGCCCCAACUUUUCCAGCUGUACAGGGACUAUGCUAUGCCUCACUCCAGAAAGUGCAAAUAGGAGACACUCCUGAGCUGUUUAGUAGCAGAAUAAUAACAUUUUAAAAGUGGCUGUUUUUUCAGAAGUAAAAUAUCCAGGGAGUGAGCAAUAUUUCAAACUCAAAAACCCCCAAAACCUAAAUGCAGUAAUUUCUUUAGUACAUUUGCAUGCAAUGCACUAGAGGGCUCUCAGGAGUUACAAAUAGAUGGAAUGCACUUUUGAAAGGCACAUACUUCACAGGACUUUUCAUUACAGAAUUUAAAAUAGAAGUUGCUGUGGUUUUGUUGGGGGGGGUUGUUUGGUUUGGGGUUUUUUUAAUAACGUGAAGUUCAUGUAAGUUUAUAGCAGUUCAUAUGCAACAACCUCUCAGUAAAGUUAGCUUCUCAACAGUUCUUAGCUUGCAAUGAAAUACCUAAAUGUGAAUCACACUUAAAAGUGAAAUAUGUUCUAGAUGCCAGCUUUUACUCAGUUUCUUUUAUUAACCUAAGGAGUUUACCAGAACAAAGGAUGUGUCAAGCUGAAUCGUUUGCAAAGAAGAUACAUAGAUCUUUUAGACUACAAGCCAGUAAACUUUGCUUACGCAGCUGGCUCCAUUCAUUCUCUGAAGCCAAUCACUUCCUCUGUGGUGGCUGAUAAGAAUUUAACAGUUUGAGAAGGUGGAGUGUCAGCAUCCUUAGUGCUGACCACUUUCCCAGGCAUAUCAGUAGCCUCUGUCCGUCACCCAUGCUGGAAACUACUUGGAAAACGAGAAAUAGAAAUUGGGGAAGGGAAAUGAUGCAUCAUCAUCCUGGCUGGAAUGUACAGAAGACUUUAUGCUGUUUUCAUCAUGUGGAUUCACUAGAGAAAUGACCCCUUUUGAUCAGCCAAGUAAAACCAAAAACUUCUUUAUUUGCUGCCUGUGGCCCUCACGGCUACUGAGGCUCUGGACUUGCAGGCGCCCAAGGACAAGGAGGAAUCUGCUCGUGGCCACUGCGUGUGUGAUCUACCUGGGAUUCCUUGUCAGCCAAGUGGGUCGUGUUGUACCGCAACACAAAGGAGGACAUCGAAAGAUCAGUUCCAGGAGUCUCCAAGAUGCAGCUCAAACUCCUUUUCUGGGCAUCCCACUGGAUGGCACCCUGUCACCACCCAAUUUCCAGGAACCCCAGCUUGGUAGCAAUGGGACCUUGCUGCCGCCCAAUGUCGUUUAUAUCACCCUGCGGUCCAAGCGCAGCAAGCCUGCCAACAUCAGAGGCACAGUGAAGCCAAAGCGCAGGAAGAAAAAUGCAAUCCCUUUGUCCUAUGGGCAGCACUUUCCAAAAGCCACUUUUAUGGGCUGGGAAGAGGCCUUUGCCCAACAGCCAGGGCAGGCCACACGUGCCGCAGGCACAAAGGGACCGGCGAUCGCUCUGGAGGCAAGAAAGUACCAACUGGAUGAACACAGGCAUAAAGGAAUGGCUAUCAGGGAGAGAGGUCACCAGAGACCUGGGUGGAUUUCUGAAGCUGUAAAGGCACAGCUCCAGCCUGAGGAAAGCAAUAUCAGGAUUUAUAGCGAGAGCCCUCCCUCAUGGAUGAGCAAAGAUGACAUCCUAAACAUGCGCAUGCUGGCAGACUCUCCCAUCCAGGGCAUUCAAAAAGUACCUUCGCACAAAGCAGUCCUUGCAGUAUUUGCAAGAGGUCCCAGCACUACGGGAACUGCUUGUAAUCAGGGAUACUGUGGAAUUGUCAAAAGACCUCUCGACAUGAGUGAGGUGUUUGCCUUUCAUUUGGACAGGAUCUUGGGGCUAAACAGGAGCUUACCUUCUGUAAGCAGGAGAUCAGAGUUCUUCCAAGGUGGUCAAGCCUGUCCUGUUAUUCUCUGGGAUUCCUCACUGAGUCCAACAGAUAACAGUACCCAUUCUUCAGUGAGGUUAACAUGGGGACAAUAUCAGCAGCUACUGAAAAAGAAAUGCUGGCAGAAUGGUAAAGUUCCCAGAACUGAGUGGGGCUGUACUGAAAUUCAUCAUCAUGAAUGGUCCAAGAUGGCACUCUUUGAUUUUCUGUUGCAGAUCUAUAAUCGACUAGACAGAAAUUGUUGUGGAUUCAAACCUCUCAAAGAGGAUUCCUGCAUGCAGCAAGGACUGAAGCUGAAAUGCAAUGAUCAGGAUGCUGUUGACCUGACACACAUCGUUCAGAGAAGGCAUGACCAAAGGCACUUGGCCUUUAUAGACAAUAAGGGUUUCUUUGACAGAAAUGAGGACAAUCUUGAUUUUAAAAUACUACAAGGAAUCAAUGAAUUCCCUGCAUCUGCAGUUUCAGUGCUGAGGAGCCAGCGUCUACGUGAGAAGUUGCUCCAGUCUUUGUUCCUUGACAAAAUAUACUGGGAGAGCCAAGGAGGCAGAAAGGGAAUUGAAAAGCUUAUUGAUGUAAUAGAAACGAGGUCCAAAAUUCUUCUUACUUAUAUAAAUGCACAUGGAGCAAAAGUAUUGCCCAUGAAUGAAUGAAACAGUCUUGUUUCCAUCUGAAGAAGAUCUUAAAAAAAUGUUUUAUGGGGCAGAAACUGAUAGUAAAAUUGAUUUAAUUCAUAGCAUUAUUUUUUCCCCAAACUUUUAAGUUUACUUUUAAGUAAGAAAUCUUACAUGGUUUAAAAGCAACAUUUAAGUGUCAGCUGCAGCUCAACACAGUGUAGUCUCUUCUAUGUCACCAGUGAAAUGAAAAAUAACCGAAUGAUAAUAUGCAGUAAUAUGUAGGUACCAUGAACACUCUUUGUAUUGAAGUGUUUGGAAAUUAGCAACAGGAUUCUCAGUACGUUAACCUGUAUUGCUCUUACUUCCCUCAUUGAAGUCAGUAGAUUUUAUUGCAAACUUAAAUGGGAAAAGAGAUGUGUAAGCCCUUGAUACAUUGAUGGCACUUGCUGAAACAUAUAUAGUAUAGGAAUUUAUUCUUUUAUUAGGUAUACUAAAAUGCCAAAAUUUCCAAGGGCUUCUUUUACUUUAUUUUAUUUUGAUCUUUUGAAAUAUAAGAACUAAAUUCAGCUCUUUUAAAUGCAGGAGUGUUUGCGCUGGACAUGAGGAAAUUUUAAAAACAGAGUGAGGAGAACAUGGCUUUAACAAUAACAAUUAUUUUGACAAAUAAAAUUUUUACUUGUCCAGUAUGGAGUACAAUUAAUCAUGACUCACUCAUUGCAAUGUAUUUUUUUCAAUGCAAAUUGUUUUGAUGUGGGGGUGGAUGAUCUGGUAUUCUCUGUCAGUUGAUUAACUGGGUAUUUUUUUUAAAAAACAGCUUUAGCUUUGUGUGAAUAUGCUGCUGAAUAAGUACGUGCUUUGUUUUUGCAAAAUAUUUGACAGCAUUUUUUGAGAAUAUUAUCAAAAAGCAGACCUCCUAACAAGACUGUUGUUAAACCUAGCAGAGGAAAUGUUUAUUGUGUAUGCUCAGCUCUAGCCAGCAAUUCAAGCUUGGGUUUCCAUUAAGAUUGACCACUGCGGGGUGAUGGCUGCAACUGAGAACUUGCCCCAAGUGUUCCCACAAAUAUGGUUGUUAGGGAAGGUUGGAUAAGCACUCCAGAUUUUAACCCUUGAGAUGCUCCAGAAAAUAAAUAUAAACUGACACAGACUAUCAUCGCAUCAACCUUCUACCUGACUGUUUAGAAAAACUCUUAUCAUCUUUCUAGAGAAAUAUCAUCUUUUUGCCAUGAGGUAAUGGUAGAAGUUGGAUACUUUCAUAGCUACUCUUGGCUUUAUGUGUUGUAAAAAUAUAUAGGGUGUGAAAGAAUUUUAAAACUGCUGGUGUAAUGUCAUUAAUGACAACCUAAAAUGUCUAAUGUCACUGCUAAUGUGGAUGGGUGAAUUUAAUAUUUUAAAUUACUACAAUUCCACUGCAGAUAAAAUCAGUUUUCUUUCUUAGUAUCAGAAAACCCAUUAACAAUAAUUGAAUUACUAGAAGAAAGAAAUCUCAUUAUAGGUAGAGUUAAAAAGACUUAGUAAAAUUUUAAGACCUUAUUCAGCUAAAUAGUCUUUUCUUUUAUGUUGUCAGCAAAGGACAGAUCAAUUUGUUAAAACUUCCUAGAACUUAACCAUUGCCUCAAGAGAAUGUGUAUUAGAGUGUCUUGGACUUUUUAACACCAAGGUAGAAUUUUACAGGAUUUUCAAAUUAUCUCUUUCUUUAGAGUGUUGUAACUUAUUAGCCAGAUAAUUUUCAUCACAGAAACAAAAAUAUUACUUUGGCUUGCACUGUGACAAGAGUCUAGAGAAAUAAACAAUCAUCAGGAUACAUUUCACAUGGAAUUCCCAUUGCAGUGGAUUUCACUCUGUAUUGGUCAUCACAAACAGUUUGUCUCAUUUUCCAGCCUAUCUCACAGGUUUCUUCCUGCUAGAUAUCUGUUCUAGCAAACAAAUUUAUUAUCCCUCACUGCUGGGAGUGAGAGAAAGGCACGACUCUCAGCAGCACAGAGCUUAGGAGAGGGCCCAGUAGAGUUGUGAAUGUAGCUGAUUAUGACAAGGUCCCCAUGAGAACUCUGUCUUCUGUCUUUAGUCUGCACAUCCUGAUGCUGAGUCUUUGCCCAGUUGUAAUUUCUUUCCAGAAUUGGCUCAUUGCUGAAGAAGACAAGGAAAUCCAUUAUCUUUCCAGGCUGGAUCAUUUGUUUUGAAUGGUCAUAACUUGAUGCAUUCUUCUCCAUUUCUUCUGGACAUGGACUAGUGUUUCCUUGAGCGUGAUACAUGCUUUUUUAUUUGCCUGGCAGUUCAGUGCCAGCUCUUAAAGCAGCAAUAUAAUUGCCUAUGAAAUUGCCCUGAAGCUGACCUGAGCCAAUGCCUUUCAGUAGUCCUGGAUUUGAGAGAACUGAGUAGCCACAAUGCUGUGCGUUACUUAAAAAUCUGACCAAGCAUGAAAAGUGUAACUGUAAAAAGCAAAAUUUCUGGAGAGUUUCCAAGGGCAAAGAAAUACUCCCUAUGCUGUGUUAGCGUGCCAUAUUUCAUGUAAAAACACUCUUGUAGUCUUCAGGUAAGCCAGGAGACUCUGAGAUUGGACAGUGAGACAGGAUUGCAGGUUGCUUCUUGUUCUUUCAUGUUGAUAACAAACUCCAGAAAGUGCUUUUUAUCCUGCUGCUGUGGAGCUUGGUACGUAAUCCAGUACCAUUAAUAAUGCAAAAUACGAUUGCAAUAGCUCUUAUGAAUGCAUACUAGCCAAGUUCUAGCAUUUUUUUAAAUGAAAAUGAAGAAUUCUAUAUUUUUUGAGUGCAUUUGCAUAAAUGCUAUAGUAAAAAAUACAAAAGGAGCACUUUCAGGUUUUUUAUUCUCUGCUACUACAUUUAAAAUACCUGCUUCAGUGACAUGGGUAAAGUUUAUUGGGAAAUUGGUUCACGUCCUUUGGAAGUAGCAUGACUUUGGACUGACAGGAGCUGCACUGUAGCUAAAAUAAUAUCAAUUGAGAGGAAAAUCCAGAAGAAGCCUUAUUCAACCUAUGGUGAUUGAUAGAAAGCCAAGAAACUGUGCUUUAGUCCUCUUUGCUGGGCUGUAUUCCAUUUCUGGGCAUAUGGGAUCAGACAAGGAUUCAUGUUGCACAUUAUGUGGAAGGUUGUAACCAACAGCAACAGUGCAAAACCUGUGGGUGGGAAAAGGCGAUUAUGUCAUUCUUGAAUCUGCCUAAAAGCCAGAACCACAUGAAAUGGAAUUACUAAGAAAGUCAAAAGAGUUUGCUCUCAAUAGAGUUUGAGAUUUCAUAACACUGGAAGACAGAGCUUAAAAUAAGUAGCACAGGCACAGAUGCCUUAAAAUUCCUUGGGAGCCUGCCAUCAAGUUAGUAGUCUUAAAUGUUUCAGAAGCUGAGGACAUGAAAACUGUGUAGCACUAUGAGAGCAGUUUCCUUCUUUUCUUGUCUGGGUAUUCUAUAAAACACCAUAUUAAAAUAAACAAACAAAUAAAAAAGCAGAUUAAUUCCGUGAUUUCAAACUAACAAAUGCAGAUUCAGGGUACAUUAAGGGAUAAGGUUCCCACAGGAAACCUGGGAACACUUUCAUGUGUAUGUUUGUAUGCAGAUACAAAAAUACAUGUAUUUAUACUUUGGCUUGUUUCUAUAAAAUGGUCAAUUUAGCUAAUAAAGAGUGAGCUGUUUGUAUAAUUUACUGUUUAUGUAAAUUAUAUGAAGAAUUGUAUUUGUGAACCUAAGUCCAAUUUCAGGUAUACACAAGUUGAAGUUUAAGCAAAAUAAUGGAUAAAAUUUUGUCCUCAAAGGAUUAACUCUUCUUUUGCUAACACAUUUAUAUACUCUUAAAAGUUUUUUACUGACAGUUGUAGAGUAAAACAGCAGUAUGUAUCUGUGCUAAACUUCCAGAGUGAUAUCAACUCAGAUGUCUCUAAAAGUUUUAUACUAGAUACAGAAUUUCCAUUUUAUUUUUGAAUUUGUGAAUUUUAAAAGUCUAUUUGUCCUUUAAUUAGUAACAGUGUUUUCACAAGUAAUGGCUCAUUUAAAUCUCUGCUGCUAUUGUCAUGUAAUAUGUAGGAAUAUACAAAAUAAAGAAAUAUCUUUAUCAGAUUUUCAGUUCAGAUCUCUAAGUAGCAAUAAAAAAAUCCUAAUAGA